ACAGGAAGUGGUGAAAGCUGAAAUCUUUACUGCGCGCUUUUAAACACGCGUUUUUUCAACUAGAAUAAGAAAACCGUAGGAAAAGUGUCCACCGCGGCAUCUGUUAGGUAAAUUUUGAACCACAAACUGUUAACGACAUCUAGCGGCUGCAUUCGUACUAAAUAUUUUUUAUGGAUUGUUUUGUUGCGUUCUCGUCAUGCCAGAGCUGUCUAUAAAAGCAAAAAUUGUGAUAAAAAGGUUAUCAAGAAUACUCUUUUAAGUACCAGUCAAGGUCAUACAGAUAUGCUAGAUGUACAAUCGAGAGAUGAGAAAGGAAUGGUGCGCGGCCACCAGCGGGCGCCCUCCGGCUCGCGCGAGCUGAAGGAGCUCUUCAAGCGAGAUGCGCAGACGAGGCUGGACCAGGACCUGGCCCGGCUGCUGGCCUCGGCGCCCGAGAAGCAGCGCCCGCUCAUCAAGGAGGAGCUGGACAGCUUCUCGGAGCUCUUCAAGCGCUUCCUGCUGGAGGAGGGCCCGUCCGUCGAGUGGGACCGCAUCGAGAAGCUGCCCGACGACGCGGUGAAAGACUACAGCGCUCUGCCCCAGCCCACGGCCGACAAGGUCCACGACAUGCUCGGCAAGCUGGUGGUGGUGAAGCUGAACGGGGGCCUGGGGACGUCCAUGGGCUGCCACGGGCCCAAGUCCGUCAUCUCCGUGCGGUCCGGGCUCACCUUCCUCGACCUCACCAUGAAGCAGAUCGAGCACCUCAACAAGACGUACAAGGUGAACGUUCCUCUGGUGUUGAUGAACUCGUUCAACACGGACGAAGACACGCAGAAAACCAUCCGCAAGUACGAGGGCCUGCAGGUUGAGAUCUACACCUUCAGUCAGAGCUGCUACCCGCGAAUCAGCCGCGACUACCUGCUGCCCAUCCCGAAAGAUGUCGACGUCGACGCCAACCUUGAAGCGUGGUACCCUCCCGGUCACGGUGACUUCUACCAGAGUUUCAACAACUCUGGGCUGUUGAGGAAGUUCAUCGAGAAGGGCUACGAGUACUGCUUCAUCUCCAACAUCGACAACCUGGGCGCCACGGUGGACCUGCGGAUCCUCAACAUGCUGCUCCACCCCGAGGGCAAGAGGCCGGAGUUCGUCAUGGAGAUGACCGACAAGACCAAGGCCGACGUCAAGGGAGGCACGCUGAUCAAGUACGAGGACAAGCUGCGGCUGCUGGAGAUAGCGCAGGUGCCCAAGGAGCACGUGGACGACUUCAAGUCGGUGAAGACCUUCAAGUUCUUCAACACCAACAACCUGUGGAUCAGCCUGCCCGCGAUCGAGCGGGUGCUGGGGGAGAACACUCUGAACAUGGAGAUCAUCGUGAACAACAAGUCGCUGUCGAACGGGAUGAACGUGAUCCAGUUGGAGACGGCCGUGGGGGCAGCGAUGAAGUCCUUCGAAGGCGGCCUAGGGAUCCACGUGCCGCGGAGCCGCUUCUUGCCGGUCAAGAAGACCUCGGACCUGCUGCUGGUCAUGAGCAACCUGUACAGCAUGCAGAGUGGCUCCCUCGUCAUGAGCGCCCAGAGGAUGUUCCCCACCACGCCGCUCGUCAAGCUCGGCGACCAGCACUUCUCCAAGGUGAAAGAGUUCCUGUCUCGCUUCGAGGACAUCCCGGAUCUGCUGGAGCUGGACCACCUGACCGUGUCGGGCGACGUCACCUUCGGCCGGGGGGUGGUGCUGAAGGGCACGGUGAUCAUCAUUGCCAACCACGGGGAUCGCAUCGACAUCCCAUCCGGAUCCAACCUCGAGAACAAGAUCGUGUCGGGCAACAUGAGGAUCCUCGACCAUUAGCCGCGGUUCGCUCGAGACACUGUUGGAAAUUUCCUGUGGCAUUGUUAUUUUAUUGUUAUUUUAUUGUUGUUUCCUGUGCAGCGGUUCUUAUUGCAAAUAGUCACUGUAAUUGUCAUGCUCAUAUGCAAACUAUAAACAUGAUUUAAAAGAGUGGUUUGUGUGCUAAUGCAGAGAUAGUAGGUGUAUAUCACAGGAUAAUAGUAUUUUAUUAUGGCAGGCGUAAUGAUUAUAAUGUAAAAGUUUUGUUGCAUAAUGCACCAUAUCCAAAUGUUGGCUGGACUUAUUAGUCCGUAAUAGCAGUAUUUUUUAAAGAAAAAAAAAAAGAAGCAUUUUUUAUGUGCCAUAGUAGAUUUUAAUAAGAAGUUAUUCAUUUUUCUGUGCAAUAAGUGUUUAUCUUAUAUUAAAAUACUCAUAAAUUGUGAGAGAUACACAAAUAAAACAUUUUAAAGAUUAAAAUUUAGUAUCCUGCUUUGUGAUGAAGUAUGAAGUUUAUUUUUAAAAUAAAGGUUUCAUUUGAACUGUGUUCAAUGUGAUCAAACUGUAGGUUCAACUUCUCGUUCACUAAAAAACACACUUGAAGGUGACAAGUUAGUUGAGAAACUGAUUUUGUUUUUAAAGAAAGUAUAGUGUGUAAGAAAAGCACAAAUAGAGUUUUAAUAAAAAAAAUAGAUAUUUCCUAAUAAAAUUACAUUUCCGAGUGUUACUGAAAUGUGUGAGUGAGAUUCUGCAAUUAAAUUGUUUCAAAUAC
Molecule: messenger RNA, 2569 nt
Organism: Bacillus rossius redtenbacheri
Lineage: Eukaryota; Metazoa; Arthropoda; Insecta; Phasmatodea; Bacillidae
Gene: UGP
Product: UTP--glucose-1-phosphate uridylyltransferase
Exons: 11
Coding region: 283-1821 (512 amino acids)
Biological process (GO): UDP-alpha-D-glucose metabolic process; glycogen metabolic process
Cellular component (GO): cytoplasm
Molecular function (GO): UTP:glucose-1-phosphate uridylyltransferase activity
Source: RefSeq, a predicted model, not a curated record